Vanessa tameamea is the source of this 7099-nucleotide messenger RNA. RefSeq lists its product as uncharacterized. The transcript is spliced from 42 exons. Gene Ontology annotation, biological process: double-strand break repair via nonhomologous end joining; protein phosphorylation. The coding region runs from base 1 to 6384 and encodes 2127 amino acids. Gene Ontology annotation, molecular function: protein serine/threonine kinase activity. NCBI's taxonomy places the organism in Eukaryota, Metazoa, Arthropoda, Insecta, Lepidoptera, Nymphalidae. The record is from RefSeq and is a predicted model, not a curated record. Gene Ontology annotation, cellular component: nucleus.
AUGGCCGACGCGUCAAUCAAGAUGGCGGUGAUGCUUGCAAAGGAUAUCUUCGAGAGGGAAAACGAUUUAAGAUCUAUCGUGGAUUACUAUUUGACCGUUGACGGAGUUCGUUUAGCGGUUUUAGUGGCGUUUAAACAUGUAUGCGAUUUUGAUGUAAAAAUAAUGAUUCGAAACUUGAAGGAUAAACUGUUUUUCUGUGAUCAUUUCGAUGACGACGACGGGAUAUUUGAUUUCGUUGCUGAAUACAUGGAUGUCCUAGUUGAGGUCGAGUCUGCGAAUACGCAUAAUCUUCUAUCAAGAGCGAUUAAAAAAUUGACACCGCAAUUAAUAGUAUCGAAAAACAUCGUACUGUCGAAGUGUCUGUCACUGUUGAAAGGAACGGGGAAUCGAGAAAGGGUUACGAUUGAAAACAGCUUAGAAUUCGUUCUAAAAACGUUUCCGAUCAAAGAUAUCACGGAAUCCGUAGAGAAAUAUUCGUUCGAAGCAAAACACGAGAUUUAUCUAAACGCUCUAAACAUAUUGACGGACUUAUACGGCGAUGGACCGAUCCUGAUGGAGUUCUCCCGUUGUAUAAAGUCGUGGUUGGGAUGGAUAGUUAAGUUGAAUUCGACGGGAUACAUCGGCAGGUGUUUGAAAUCGAAGAUGGCGUAUUUGAACGACUUGGUCGCCGUUUCGCUGAAGUUUUAUAAUGACGAUGAAAUAAUAUCAUCGGUUUUGAAGGGGGAUGAAAAAACAGGCGUUAAAUUCUUAAGCGAUUUUAUGCCGGCGACGUUCAAGCACCUGGUGACGAAACCGUACGCGUUGUUGAUGGCCGGUAUGAGACGGUGUUGUUCGUUGUUGAACGAUGUUGUCACGUACGCGGUGCGGAGGAACAGGGGGGUCGAAGUUGUGGAGCCUGUUGAUGCGGUCUGGUCGAUCUAUGCGCCCAUGUCGACCUUCGAUGAGAAGUACUCGAUGUUGCUGUAUCUGUCAAAUAAGCUACCACGAAGUUCUGAUCCCGUGCAGUGGGUGAUCACGGCCGUGAAAGGGGGGAGUCUCGUCGAGAAGAUUAAAUUAGUGAUGUUACUGGACGAUGAAUUAACCGCGCUGGGCCCCCACCUGCCGCCCGCGGGCGCCCGCCGCGCGGGGGGGGCGUGCGCCCUGCGCGCCGCGCUCGACGCGCUCGCACGCGCGCCGCCCGCGCCCCCCGCGCCGCCCGCGCCGCCCGCGCCCCCCGCGCGCCCGCUGCUGGACCUCGCGGCUACUCUGGCGGAAGGAGAGAACACGAAGGGCUGGUGGGACGACGCGUUCGACAUGUGCAUGUCUGCGCUGGCGACGCAGGCCGACGUCCGCACGCUGCAGUACGUUUACUCGCGCACCUUCCACGGCCGCGGGGAGGGGAUCUGCGACCGACUCAUGGUACCACUGUUGAGGUAUGUUAAGCCGUCUCUCUGCGAGGAAUUCGUAUCCAGUAUCCUCGAUGAGCUGUUAUCGUUACUGAAGAUGACUCCGCGUGCAACAAUCAAUCAUUACUCGUACGAAAAAUGCGUGAUGGACUAUGUGAGGGCGUUCAAGGUCAUCCUGGUUGUGUUCGAAAGGGUGCCUAAAGAGAACAUAGAGUCUCCAAGGUCAAUGCUGUACAGUAAGAUGAGCGAGACCGUACGUGACACUCCCUUCUACUUGAUCAGUACCGUCUGCAAGCUCUGCUUCACCCUCCGGACGAAGGUUUCGUGUCCAGAGGGCGCUGAUGAGACAAUGGAGAAGAGUUGCAGGUCGUUUCAAUGUGCGAAUUACAAUUGCUUGGUGACAGCGAUCGUCCUCAGAGACCCGAAGCCAGAGAUAUACGCGACCGUGUUCGACGAGAACGUCUGGUCCAAGCUCAUUGGCGACGAGGACAUCGAUCUGCCAAUCAGGGAACAGUGGAGACAGCGCGUUACCCGCCAGACCGUGCCUGCUUCGCUCAGUGAGCUGCGCACGCGCACCCUUAGCGAAGUGCGCACACGUACGCGCAUGUUCACGCGCACGCUGUCUGAGAACCCGCUCGCGUACGACUUGCUGGAGGAACAUGAUGAGAUGGGGCCCCAAGAGUUAGAGGUAUCGGACAACCCCCUCAACCGCCACCCAUGUUCAGCAACGCUCAGCACGUUGCUCUCGGCCGUUGGGAGCCGGGGGAUCGAGGUGUGGGGGGGACUGGAGCGAGCACUGACCGAGGGCCCCCCUCGCGUCGCUUGGCUCCUGGCGCAGCUGGAUACGUUAAUAUUAUGGCGUGUAAAUGCAAGCGAACACGCCGACAUGACCAUAGAGUGCAUUAUAAACACGGCCAUAAACAACAGACAUAGACCCAACGUGUUUUGGAUGUUGGUCGACAAGUUGGUCAAACUGUUUGACAUUUGGAAAGAUGCUCGACCGAAUUGGACGUCGUUCGAAAAGUAUUUCAUUGAUCCAAAAGCAGACACGGUGAAACAUUGCCUACAGAUACUGAAACGUAUUACAAAGUGUGGCGUCCAGAUACCCCAGCUAAUACCAGCUCUGAUGGAGGCGAUGGAAUCGAAGAGGUGUACGAUUGAGACCUUCGAGCUCUUCGGCCUGGCUCUAGCCGUCGACGAUAAGAGGGACCUCUACAUUAAACGGUAUUUGAAAGUUUUGGAGAAAUUGCGCAAAAGCGACGUAGCUGAAUACAUAAAGUGUCUGUAUUACGUUCAGAAGGGAUAUCCUGAUUGCUGUGACGAAAGCAACUUCCGAUCAAUAACAGAUUUAACGCCAAAAAUCUUAGGUCGCGAGAAGUCGAAAUGUCUCGAGGUGUUAUCGACGUACGUGCUGACGGUCAGACGGACGGAACACGUGGUGUCGAUGUUCGAGACGGCGGGCCUGGGGGAGAACCUAAACACGAUCGAAGGAUUGAAAUUGGUGAGGAAUGGUCUUCACCUCAUGGACGAGCACCGCAGGCGGUACUACGUGCUGCAAGUGGCCGACGCGAGUCGUCACUUGACCGCGAGGCUCCGUCGGGUCGCCUUUGAGAUUCUCGUCAAAGCUUUGGAACUACUGUCGUCGCCCGACACAUCAGAACCGCCGUCAAAGAGACCCGCUCGGGCAUCGAACUCGCUAAUAUUGAGCGAAAAGGACGGCUACACUCGGGCUCUGCUGGAGGGUCUAGCGCGAGGCGUGAUGGAGGGGAACGAGGAAAUAAGGAGGAGUGUCAGGGAGGGGGUCGGGGAGCUACUUGAUAAAGAUCUGGCCGUUAGGUUCUGCGAGAGUUUUUACCUGGCCGUGUUGCCGGCGCGGACGGAUGUCGACAUCGAUCCAGCGGCCAUCUUGGAUAUGUUCUUCCAAAUAUUGAGGGAUGAUACGUUGAAGAAUACGAAGCUGAGGGAUGAACCGAUUCGAACUGGAGCAACUACGAUACCGGCGUCGAACAUUUCCAAGGGAGAAGAAAAUUCGUCCGAAGGAGUCAACGUGCAGAUGUCUCUGGAUGAUAUCUUAGAUUCGCUGUUAAAGUUUUCACAGAGGAAUAUCAACGCUGCAACAUCGCUCAUCAUCCAGGUGAUAAAAGUGAACCAGACGAAGCGUCCAGGGUUCGAUUUCGCGGCGACGCUGGGCGCCGGUGUGGUGCCGUGGCUGGGGGGCGCCGCUCCCUGGGGGGCGGCCGUGGCGCGCGCGGGGCGGCUCUGGGGCUGCGACGGUUUGAAGCGAGCGAUCGACGAACUCCUGAAGGCCACAAAAUAUACGGAGGGAGAGAGUGAUUCUAAGUUACUGUACGAAGAUUACAAGAUCAGAUGCCUCGGGCCGGAGCAGUUCGUUUUGGGAUCCCGUGGUGAUUACGUCGUUCCGCCUCGAGCUUCUAAUAAAUUUUCGAUGCAAGAUUUAGUCUCGACAUUCGGCGAGCUGUCCAAUUGGGACAAUUUGACCAUACGAGAGAAGAGAUCGAUCAAAAGCAGCCUACCACCGAUGUGGACGAGCCGAGAGAACCUGUUAACGUGCUUAAGAGAUCUCGAUCUAAAAGAUUGUCCGAUUUGGAUGAAAUGCAUGGUAUCAUCAUGCAAUGGUGACUUCGAGAAUCACUUCAAAUAUUUGAAGGAUGUUGAUAAAUGGCCGAGGAAAAUGUUCGACGUGUCCGCUGUGACAGAAACGUCAAUAUGGAGGAGCAUUCGCGAAGGCGUUGAUAUGAAAAAUAUAUACAUACCAAACAAUAUCCGUCCGUCCGACUGUUUGGCGGAGUGGGCGGUGAGGAUUAUGAUAAGGUCCACGUUCGCGCAGCCGCCGCCGGCCCGCCCGCACGCGCUGCAGUGGUGCGCGCGCGCCGCCCAGUGCGGCCUGCACGCGCAGCUCGUGGGCUGCUGUGAGCACAUCACGGAUCUAUACGAGACCGAGACGCUGAAGUGGUUCCGUCAGAGAGUGCUCGCCCUCCGAGCGAUCGCGUUGGAGGAGAACGACGUCGAACGCUUGAGGAGUACGCUGAACCUCGCAGUAUCCUUCACGCCGCAGUUCAUCGACAAAUCCAGUUUUGUAGACGUCGUCGGAAUGAACGAAGCGAUACUCAUAUUAAGGAAUGAUUUGAAAUCUUUAAACAAGGACCACAUACAGAGCGUCUUGGAGGAGAUAAAAAAGAAUGUUCUAGAAUGUUCUACCGAUAAAUUGUUUGAUAGAAAAGUUUUGGGAUCGGUCUGUCAACUGGCUUUGAAGUUUUACGAUCAGCUUUGGGAGACGAAUACGGGGCCCACACAACAUAACGAGCUGCUACUCCUCAUGUCAGAAGCCCUGGGUCUCAUUGUAGACUUGGACCUGGCUCCGAAGAACCAAUCGGCUGACGUCAUCAUCAACAGAUUGGACAAUUGCCUUGAUGAGUUGGACGAUGAAUUAGCGGAACACUUACUCGAUAGAUUCAAAUUAAUAAUGAAAAAUCUGGACUCGAUAUCCUUGGAACAGCUCAAAUCUCGGAUGGGGCUCUUCAAGAAGUAUGAAAGUCAUGAAACAGUUAAACUGUUAAGGAAGGACGAGGGUGCGAUGAAGUACAAAAGGUGCCUGAACUUAGUCGGAGACGCGGAACACUUGCUGAUGCAGUACUGCUGCCAGGGCGCGAACGUCGCAGACGAUAAACAAGAAUGGACGAAAGUAAUCGAUGAAAUGAGAUUUAAUAUAUUCGAAAACUCCUUCGCCGGUCCCGACUACCGAGUUCUAGGGAGACAUAAGGCGGCGCUCUACGCUAUUGCCGAAUUUGAUUCCACAGAUAGAGAAACAAAGAAACGUGUCCUGUCAUCGGUCCGAUCAGAUUUGAAGGUGUCCAAGAGGGAUUCCGUCUCGCUCUCGCACGUGUGUCCCGAUCUGACCGCGAGAGAGAUAACCGAUGCCUCUCUGAAUAAGUUGCUGUGUUUGAAACCAGGCGUUAAUGUUUUCAAAUUUGAAGAAAAGAUUCCAAUAUUCAUAGACUCGAUCCGUCGUCCGGCUGUUCUGAGUGCACGUCUGUCUGACGGUAGUCUCCGUAGGUACAUCGUGAAGAGAGGGGAGCGGGUUCGAAUCCACUGCGCCGCGAUGCGACUGUUUACCACAGUGAAGGGAGAGAGGGGUACGCAUACGGGAUAUCACGUGACUCCACUGAGCGACGACUGCGCCCUCAUCGAGUACUUAGAAGACCACGAGAGAUUCAGAACUUUGAUAGCGACCCAGCACCCUAUCGACAGUGUGUGCGACGCGGCCGGCGGCGAGCCGGUCCCGGCGCCGGUCCCGGUCCCGGUGCUGGCGCCGGCCAGCGCGCUGCGGCAGUUCCGCGCGCGGUGCGCCGCCGUGCCGCCGCACGGGCUGCGAUCUGCAGUCGAAGAAAACAGUGCGUGUGUCGAGGAUUUUAUUUGGAAGAAGUCGAAUUUUCUCGAAACUACCUGCGAUAUGACGGUGUUCAGCUACCUGUUUGGCCUGGGAGACCGCCACCUGGAGAACUUGCUGCUGUCGGCGCGGGGGGAGGCGUGCCACGUGGACUGCGGCGCGCUGCUGCAGUUCGGGGGGGAGCUGCCGCCCGCGCGCCUCACGCGCGCCGUGCUGGCGCUGGCGGGGGAUGAAGAAAAACUGGAAAGUCGUCUGCAGGAUACGAUAAGUUCACUCCGGGAGUCUGGGCUCGUGCUGCCCUCCAUUUCCGUGACCUUCAAAUGGAUGGGGGAGAUGUAUAUGGAUAAACUUCCAUACGUAAAUAAUCUCAUCAAAGGCACGAGUAUCUCUCACGCGGUGACUAUCGAAGUUCUAUCGCAAUCGACGCAGCCGUACAGAGAGAAAUAUGUACAGUUACUGGAAGACGUGUUUCGGGAUUUCGAUGCGAAGGAAAUUUACAGUGUCGAGGAACAGGUAUCGAGUCUGCUGCUACAGUGCACGGAGCCAAGGAUAUUGAGCGUGACGAGAGCGAAUUGGGAACCCUGGAUCUAGGUUAAGGGGGUCUAGGUGUUGGUUACACUUUUCCGGGCUAAAGAGUUACUUAUGUGUUAGUCCAAACUAUCUCUGUGUUAAAUUUCAUUAAGUUCGUCCAAACUAUCGCAUUAAUAAAAUUACUGAUGGUGGUACCACUUGGUGGUUUGGCUUUGUGCAAGCCCACUUGGGUACCUACCCAAACAGUACUCAGUAUUGUUGUGUUCCGGUUUGAAGGGUGAGUGAGCCAGUGUAACUACAGGCACAAGGGACAUAACAUCUGGUUCCCAAGGUUGGUGGCGCAUUGGCGACAUAAGGAAUGGUUAAUAUUUCUUACAGCGACAUUGUCUAUGGGUGAUGGUGACCACUUACCAUCAGGUGGUCCAUAUGCUCGUCGGCCAACCUAUACAAUAAAAAUAUUAAAAAAAUACUAACCGGUCACGGCUUCUAACGGGUAAAAUAGGGGUCAACUUUUGUAUUGAAGAGGAAACAUUAAAAGAAAGAAGUUAAAAUGAUCGGCGUUUCUCUACUUAAUUGUGCAAACGUACGUGUCAUACACGCAAACUUUCGCUUCCAAUCGGAAUCGCUCUGUCUGGCGACGGAAACCGCAUUCAAAUCCGUCGCGUAGUUUAAAAGAUCCAAGCGUACAGACGGGAAGCGACUUUGUUUCAUGCUAUGUGAUAUUGUGUAAGUAAGAUUAAUAUGGAUAUGAAAAUAUUGUUUUGUUUAAUAAAGU